AUGAAAUCCACGGCCUGCCUAAAUGCAGCCUCAGUCGCCCACUUACCCACUCUCUUGUUCAGGUCAGAUCUGACCGCGAAGCCGUGGGAUACCCCCGAGUGCGGCGUCAUCUCCUACGGGCACAACGUCUGCUUGAGCAGCCUGUCGGUCAAAUGUCUGUUCUCUACCGUGGAAAUAAGAUCAUCCUCUCCUGCGGCACUCGAAAUGGGCCCCUUGAUACCUUUGACCUCCUCGGAGACAAACGAAAGGAUUCGCCAGGUAGCCGACAUCAACUCGGCCGUCUCCUCUCACGAAACGACAAACAUGUUUUGCGCCAAAGCAAUACCCAACAGCUCCGAUCCUCUGUAUGCCGUGAUCAUUGUGGAGAUAGUCGAUGCAUUGUUGGACGAUCGGGUUAACCUGCUUAGUGGUAUGAGGGUUGUUUCCGUCAGUGCCCUUGUUGACCUGACCCACAAAGGCGAAAUCCUCGCGCACGGUCGGUGGCAGACAGUCAGUCUUGAACAGAUCCGCUAG
Cladophialophora psammophila CBS 110553 is the source of this 513-nucleotide messenger RNA. RefSeq lists its product as uncharacterized. The transcript has a single exon. The record is from RefSeq and is a predicted model, not a curated record. The coding region runs from base 1 to 513 and encodes 170 amino acids. NCBI's taxonomy places the organism in Eukaryota, Fungi, Ascomycota, Eurotiomycetes, Chaetothyriales, Herpotrichiellaceae.